AUGCUCGAAAAGUACGGCAAAGUACGAUGCGACCUUGACCAGACAGGAGAUGUCUGCGGAAAUUGCAGAAGACGUCGGCAGACCUGUCGACGUCGCGGCCGCAGUAAAUAUCCUGCCAGGAGUGCCAACUCCGCGGGGCCCUCCUUAAGAUCGUCGGCUGCGCAAACAUUUGAUGGCAGUGAAAAUGGUAUGGAGAUAAUACAACCUGAUCCAUCACCAAAUCAAGGGGCGUCUUCGGCUACCUCAACGCCGUUUGACCCGCCAGGCUACGUGGGCGAGCUAUCUUUCAUGUCUCCAUUGGAAACCGUGCCCGGGCAGCCAUUACCCCAGCCUAUGGGGGCAUUUCAUGCCCGUUUCUCCAGUGAGCUUUUGAGAUCAAUGGAUGCAACAUCCUUGCCGCCGAAAGCCAAAGUCGAAGCAUUCACAGAUGCCUAUUUUGAACAUAUUUACCACCGAGCUCCUAUUGUUGACAGGGCGGAUCUACACUUGGAGGAACCAUCGAUGCUCAUAUCUCAAGCCAUCUGUAUGGUUGGCAGUCUAUUACGCCACCCAAGCCUUCGAUCACCUCUCGAAGAGAGCGAAGAAUAUUACUGCAAAGCUAAAGCAUUGGUGUAUUCCAACUACGAAAUGGAUCAUCGUAAUACACUCAAGGCCCUUUGCCUUCUUAUUUUCAGAAAUGUUACCCCACCAAAUGUUCUCACCUUGGACUGCUCAUGGCAAUGGACAGGAAUGGCAACGCGAUUAGCCUAUCAGAUGGGCCUACAUCGCGAGUCUACCUACUCGAACCUCACAAAUCCUGGGAGUGCGCGUCGGAUGAUGUGGUUUCUCUUUGUGGAGGAUAAGGCCCAAAGCGCCUGUUUUGGACGUCCAUCCGUUAUACGCACCGCCGAGAUGGACCUGCGGCCGUUGCAGCUUGACGAUUUUGAAAGUCAAAAUCUUCAGGCCGAGAUAUUCAUCGAAUAUGUGAAGCUUAAUAUGAUCAUGGGUCACAUAGUGGACCGCCAUGGUCGGCAGAGUGAAUCCCACCAAGAACAGGUAUAA
Molecule: messenger RNA, 1041 nt
Organism: Penicillium pulvis
Lineage: Eukaryota; Fungi; Ascomycota; Eurotiomycetes; Eurotiales; Aspergillaceae
Product: fungal specific transcription factor domain-containing protein
Exons: 4
Coding region: 1-1041 (346 amino acids)
Biological process (GO): DNA-templated transcription
Molecular function (GO): zinc ion binding; DNA binding
Source: RefSeq, a predicted model, not a curated record